AUGUUCUCAGCUAAUUUUUUCCUAGUGCCCAGGAAACAGCAGGCAACGAAGAAACGUCCCAGUUCCGGCGAAUCUUCUUCGGAAGAAGACUCGCGAUGCGUUUCCAUCCCAAAACGAGAACAUGCUCCAAACUAUCCAUCAACGAGUUCCAAAAUUAUGGAAAUAUCGCCACCUCGCGGAGUUUCAAUUGAUGGGAUUUCCAUCUUGAAGUCGAGUCAGGUCGAGUCAUUGGUUAACAGCACGCCUGUUGGACCCCGUAAGGGAUUCGACAUGAUUUCACCGGAUGUUUCUGUGAUUCUUGAUGACGAACCUGCAGAAAUGUCGAGUUUGGAUGAACGAUCGAAUGAGACUCCUAUCGGGAAAGGUCUUGAUUUACGCUACAGAGUCGUUAAGCAUGAAGAUCUCGACGUGGAUCGAGCAGAAAACAAUGUUGAACUGGAAGACCGAGACGACGCGAUGGAAAAAGAUUCGAGAACGUCAGAGGAAGAAGAAAUCGAAGAACGACUGAAUGAAAGUGUUCAUGGUUUUCUCGAGGAUGAAAUAGUGGAAAACAUUAAAGUCGAGGAGGUGACGAACUCUGACGAAGACCGUCACGAAAGCUUUCGAGAAGUCGAUGAAAACCUAGACUCUGCGGAAGCAGUUGGAGACGUUAUGUCUUCCGACGAAGACCAUGUUGAAGAUGACACCGCGAAUUCAAAACGACCCGUUAAAUUUUUCUUCAAGGGAAAUGCUCGGGGGCUUCUGUAUGCUGCAGACGUGGCGAAAAUGGCACCUGUCAUGGAGGAAAUCGUCAACAAUUCGGCGCUGAAAGAGAAAGACGGUGGCCUGGUUUUGAUUUUUCCUGACUUCGAAUUCGACGACAUGCAGCCGUUAGUUCGUACGAUUCAGUCACAGGAGGAAUCCUGGGGCCCAGGUUUUGAGCAUUGUACACCUGAUUCGGAUGCGUUCAAAGACCAUCCUGAUCUUUAUCGAGCGUUGAUCGGCGAACGAGAUAAUCUCGAUGCGACAACUGACGGAAAUGGCGUAUCCUGGAAUGUGGUCCUGGGAAAUUCGGCAGAAGAAGCUGUGCAAGAAUCUACCUGGUCUGGGGGUGAUGGAGUCUGUCAUCAAAACAUCGCUGACCUGAGAAUGUCUGGGCUUGAUUUCGAGCCACCGAACCACAUGGAAUUAUCAGCGGCGUUACGAUUCUACACGGAUUUCGAAGCGGACAUCUUGAGACUCCCUAACCGAGGAGAAACCCCGGGAACGGCGAAUUUGUUCAACUCGGUGAUUGUAGCCCAUCACGAGGGUUACGAACCCGGCGUGGAAGUUGAAAGCGUUUCUGUCGGUCGCGCCUUGGUCGGAAACUCUCUGAUGACCAGGGAUACUUCUCGUCAGGAAGAACCCGGAAGUAGUGGUCAAGUUUGUUUUAAAAUCCCUCUGCCGCCGAAAACGGCUUCUUCCCGAUUUGGAUCCGGACCUGUGGAUCGCUUUGAAGCGCUCGUUGCGAAUGCUGGCCCCAGCAAUGCGCCCAAAGAUUCGGGAACUCGGGAAAUUUUUGUUGACGGAAUGGGAUCCCCUGAAUCGCCGUUGGUGGUGGGGAAAAAAUUGUUCCUCUUGGAGUGUCAUUACUGUAAAUCCAAGCCGUUCUCGUCCAAGUCCAGUCUCCGAAAGCACGUGAAAUCAGUGCAUCCCGGAAAACCCUUGCCUCCGACAAAACAAGAAAUACGAGAACAGCGUAAACUGAGACUCGUGCAAGAAAGGGAAAGGCUCGAAGGAAAGAACUCGUUGGACGUGAUCUCCCCUCCGUCCACAGUUAUUGAAGCGUCUCCAUCUGAUAUUUCAUUACACAGUUCUAUUAUUCCCGGAAAUGGUCCGGAAUCGUCGAAAACUCAAAGGUCAUCCCAAGCUAAGCGUCUGGACGAUGUUAUCGCCGUUCUCACGAAAGACAGGAAAAUCAAAGAAGGCGAUUUAACUAUAGAGCCGGUUGUCAAUCCUGAUUCGAUUCAAAGAACUCCGAACGUUGCACUUGAAGAUCAGACGCUACUCAGCGUCGAUAAAUUGUCUCAGCAUCCGAUUCUUGCGUCUGACGGCGAUUUAGCCCAUAAUUCUGGAUCUGACACUGAUCCUUCGAAGGAUUUUAAAUCCCGCAAAAUUUCGAAGAAAAAGCGAAAGAAAGAGAAAGAUCGCAAGGAGAAAGAAGAAUACAGAGACAGCAAAAAGAAAAAGAAGAAGGAAAAGCAUCGUGAUGAUAAUUUUCCAGGCACUUCCUCAAGUCCGAUUGAUAUUAUUUGUCCAACUCCCUCAAAAUCGGACCAAGUGGAAGAUGUGAUUGUCCGGCGUUUGGACCCGGUCGAAAACGAGAAAAGAAAUGAUUCCGAAGAACCCCCCGCUUUGGACGAAACCGUUCCCGCAACCUUUUUCGACUCCAACAGCAGCGACUCAAGCUUCCUCCCCGACGCGGAACCUGCGGGCGAUAUUCCUUUCGAAGAACCCCCGGAAACCCUGGAAAUAUUCCCGGACGUGUCUCUUCCCGUCAAAAUGGAAGUGGAGGAAGCGUCUGAUCCAACUUACUCCAGGGGUAAAGGAGGAGGCAAGCGAUUCCUUUACAAGUGCACCGAGUGCAAAAUGUCCUUCAAAUCGGCAUUCACGCGCCACAAACACAACCACUCUGUACACGGACACGAGCUUCCGUAUCAUUGCAAGGUUUGCGACAAGGGAUUCUUGUCUUCCUCCGCCCUCAAGAAACACGUUGACUCGUCUCACCCGGAUUCCAAGGACGAAGAGGAGGAUGAGGACGAGGAAGAAGACGAAGACGACAAAGGAAAGUUGGAAAAUUGCAAGCUAGAGGAGGAGGACGACGACGACGGAGGAACUUCGUCCAAAGUCAUAAUUGAAGAGAAUAACUUGGUACUGGAGUGUAUGGUCAAGACGCGGGACAAGAAGAAAGCAGUGAAGCCUUCGCGGUGUCCCGAGUGCGGAGUCUUCUUUCCGUCUUACCACUUACGCCGGAAACAUUACCACGAGGACCACGGGAAGCAGCAUCCGGUCAAGUGUGAUCUGUGUUCGAAGGGAUUUCUCACGUGGGCGCAACUGAAGCGCCAUCGUCGUGGUCACCUUCCUCGUGAACGAACCGUGCGUCCGAAACGUGCCACUGAGAACAAUGAAAAGUGCUCCGACUGCGGGGAAAUGUUCUAUUCCAAGCUGAAACUCACUGCCCAUAUGCACACCGUGCACGGAUUACCGUAUGCCUUCGUGUGUGAUUUAUGCGGCAAGGGCUACGAUACUAUUGGAGGGAUCGAGAACCACAAGGUGCUCGCCCACAAUGAAACCGGGGAAUGCGAACUGUGUCCGCAUUGCGGGGAAUCCGUGCCGAAAGUUCGGUUCAAGGUACACCUCAAAUCCCACGAACCGGCUCAGAAGAAGCCUAGGAAACCGAUAUUCCCUUGUCCAGAAUGCGAGAAAAAGUUUUCGUACCGCCACGGACUGACGAUUCAUCGCGCUUUGAGGCACGACGUGAUAGGCAAAGACUUUAUCACCACGCGGCAAUGUAACAAGUGUAGCAAGGUGUUCAGAACUUUGGAACAACUCGGAAUGCACAUGUAUCGAGUGCAUGGCGAGAAAACCGAGGACUUGCGGGAGUACAAAUGCGAUCAUUGCCAGAAAGUGUAUUACUGGAAGAAGCGGUUCGAUGAACACGUGGCGAGUCACGAAGGUGGAAGGUUGCAGUGCCAUCUAUGCGAUUAUUUAACUAGUUAUGACGCUAGUUAUUAUUUACAUAUGAAGGUCAAACACGGCAUGGUAGGGAAUAGGAAAUUGGCCAUCGACACCUUUCAUCGGCGGUUAAAUGCCAAGGAAGAGGUGGAUUAUGUAGCCGCGCCGGUGUCCUAG
Notodromas monacha is the source of this 3870-nucleotide messenger RNA. Lineage: Eukaryota; Metazoa; Arthropoda; Ostracoda; Podocopida; Cyprididae. The record is from the annotation of a GenBank genome assembly.